AGUCACAAACUUGUUUGAUGUACUGGUAGAUUGGUGAAUGUUUUUUCCAAUGAUAAUAAUAUGUUGAAGCUGAUAAUUAUUUUGGCGAUUUGUAGUGUUGUCACCGGCUCACAUUUUAGAGGAGCAAUCAUCAUGUGGGAGCCCGACUCGGAUUCGAUUUUAAUUCAUUUUCGGAUAUCUUGGCGACGCUCGUUUAGUUCAAGUUACAACUGCACCGACGUUACUAUAGCUUCGGGAACGCUAAUAGGUGACAGCUCAAUGACAUGCUUUUCCGGCUGCUCGGACGUGGUUGGGUCGCUUGAAUUUUAUUGUACAGACUUUGACACCACCGAGGACUGGACAACAGGAAUAAACACUGUUCGGUUUACACCAAGUGUGUCAGCUUUUUCAUUUGGGUUUUCAAGUUGUUGCUGGAUCAAUGGGUUAGAAGCAGGUGGUGGCUCUUGGUCUUUCAAAGCGUCCGUAGACCUGACGCUGCGGUCGGAUACAGGGUUAAUUAACAGGUCUCCGACGGUUGAAAUGGCGCCUAUUGUCGUUUUGUUACAAGGAUGUUCCUACGAUUUAUACCUUCCAGUUGGAGAUGUUGAUGGAGACAUCGUUCGAUGUCGAUGGGCUAAUGCAGCAGACGAGUGCAGUGGUGUGUGCAAUGUGUUUGCUAAUGCUGUAUUGGACGAGACAGCAUGCACUAUCUCAUAUACCGCGAGUGUAAAUGGGUACUUCGCAGUUGCCCUUCAAAUUGAGGACUUUGCUAGCACAGUUUCUACAGUGCCACUCAGCAGCAUACCACUGCAGUUCCUCGUUCACGUGAUCACUUGCUCUGAUUGUACAUGUGAAUCACAACCGGAGUUUGUCGAUCCAACACCUGAUGCGAAUGAUUGUUUUGCCAUCAAUGUAGGAGAUCAACUUAAUUUGACACUAAAAGCCAGAAGCAAGUGGCCACUGAGAAGUUUAACGACCAUUUCACCGAUCGGAAUGGUGCGCUCGAAUGUGGAGCAUACUUCUGACAAUGAUUGGAACUACUUAUCUGUCAACGUAUCUUGGAUUCCUACGCAGAACGAAAGCGGUCGAGAUCACAAUCUUUGCUAUUACGCUACGGAUAAUAACCUCGGGUUAAGUAACGUGAUCAGAUGCAUAAAAAUACCCGUAUCAGUGAAAGGGCCAACACCAUUGCGAGUUGAACGGCAGGGAGUUUCAAACACGUGGGCAAUAAUAAUCGACCAGACGUUUGACCGUCCUACAAACUCAGCAUUUAUAACGAUGUAUGAAAGCGAAAACAACACAGCGUUAGUCAGCAUAGAUGUAUCUACGUCCUCAGAUGUUGUUUACGAUCCUAUCCACAGACGAAUUACAGUGACAUUUAACUAUGUAUUCGAUAUUGAUGCGAAAUACCACGUUUCCAUUCCAUCCGGCCUUGUAAAAGGUUACGUAAGUUGUGGUGCUGUUUCACAAGCAAUAAAUGAUUCUACAUUUUGGCCAAUCGAGCUAGAUUGUGGAGAUAUUCUUCUUGAUAACGGCCAUGUUGAUCCAGAAAAUGAAACUGCUUAUCCUUCUACUGUAACAUACAUGUGUGAUCCUGGUCAUUUCCUGGUCGGGGACGAAAACCGCACAUGUCAAUCGAACAGGUCAUGGACAGGAACAAACUCAUCUUGCCAGCCAAAGGAUUGCGGGUCAUUUCAUACCCCAGCGAACGGUCAGGCUUCCACUUCCGAUACCUUGUACAACACUCAUGUGAAUUUCACGUGUAAUGUUGGAUACACUGUUAAUGGAAACGUCACAAUGAUUUGUACCGAAGACGGGACAUGGUCUAAUAACCCACCAGUUUGUGAAGUAGUGGAUUGUGGCAUUCCUUUACCAUUGCUGAAUGGCGCGUAUACGGCACACAAUGGUACGACGUAUCUUCAAAAAGCAACGUUUUCAUGCAACAAUGGGUAUGACUUUGUUGGAACUAGUGAUCGCCAAUGCCAAGUCAAUGGAUCAUGGAGCAGCGUUCAUCAGUUUUGUAUGAUUAGAGACUGUGGACCACUAAUUUCCCCUCAAAAUGGACACGUACUUGUUGUUAACACAACAUUUGGAGAAAUAGUCACUUACACAUGCGAGUUUGGUCACGCUCUGAUUGGAAAUAAUACUCGCGUGUGUUUAGGCAGUGGACAUUGGAGUGACUCUGAACCGACAUGUGUUUUAAAGGAUUGCGGAGACCUGCCCAACCCGCCACAUGGAUCCGUAUAUGGACCUUUUACCACAUACGGGGCUUUUGCUGUGUAUGACUGUCAAAGAGGCUUUCAUAUUGAAGGAAGCAGAACAAGACAGUGCCAAGCAAAUGAGCGAUGGAGUUCACCGGUGCCCACCUGUAUAUUAACCGAUUGCGGCAAUCUUACUUCCCCUAUAAACGGUGACGUGCUUUAUACAGCGACGCUCUUUGAUGACUGUGCCACAUACUCUUGCAAUGUCGGAUACGAGGUUGUUGGAGAACGCCGUGUAUGUUGUCAAGAGAAUGCUACAUGGACGUCAAUGGACACUGUUUGCAUCAUUAAAGACUGUGGGCAGGUCCAUUCUCCAGAAAACGGAAAUAUAUCGCUCACAACAACCGUGUACUCGAGCAGUGUAUAUUUCACAUGUGACAUUGGAUAUGAUUUGAAUGGAAGUUCCGAGAUUGUUUGCCUUGCUUCAGGAUCCUGGAAUGCCACUGCGCCAUAUUGUAUUAUCAGAGAAUGCUCUCGGCUUGAAAGUCCUUUUAACGGCACAGUAUCGUUAAGCAACAUAACAUACGGCUCAUGGGCAAGUUUCAAGUGCGAUGAAGGAUUUGAUUUGCUUGGUAAUGCCAGUGUUAAUUGUCUUGCGAACACCUCAUGGAGCGCACUUUCCCCAACAUGUCAUAUAAAGGACUGUCACGAUCCUAUAAUACCUGUUAAUGGCACUGCCGCAUUUACAUCUACGACAUACCAGUCGGAUUGCAUUUUCAAUUGCAAUAUCGGGUUUAAUAUGAUUGGUAAUAAUGUGUCCGUAUGUCAGUCAGAUGGAAACUGGAGCAGUCCUGAUACGUACUGCUUAAUAAAAGACUGUGGCUAUAUAAACCCACCUGAUAACGGUAUAGCUAUUGGAACAUCGACCGUUUAUCAAAGUGUUGUUACAUAUCGAUGCAAUACUGGGUACGAUCUCAUUGGCAAUGGCAGUAUGCAAUGUCAAGCAGAUGGAACCUGGAACGAUUCACAACCCUUCUGUAAGAUAAAAGAGUGUGAACCACUGACUGUACCUUUUAACGGCAAUGUUAUUUACGACAAUAUAACAUACGAGUCUACGGCUCAGUAUUUUUGCGGCAUCGGGUAUGAUCUGAUUGGACCUAGCAUUCGAGAUUGUCUGAGCAACUCAUCAUGGAGUGACGACUCUCCAGUGUGCCAGAUAAAAGACUGUUCUGCACCACACGAGCCAUAUAAUGGGUCGGUUCACUACUCGAGCACAACAUUCAAUUCUAGCAGUGCAUAUGACUGUGAUGACGGUUUUACUUUGAUAGGUGGACCCGUUUCUACUUGUAAUGAAUUCGGAAAUUGGAGUCAUCCAAACAUAUUCUGUCAAAUAAAAGACUGUGGCCAUCUUGUUUCUCCAAACGACGAAGUGAUUGUAUAUUCUUCCACUGUAUACCAAUCCAGAGCCCUUUAUAGUUGUCAUACUGGAUAUGACUUAGUAGGAACAAACGCAAGAACCUGUGACAAAAACGGCGUAUGGACGGGGCAGGCUCCAACAUGCAACAUCAAAGACUGUGGUGUACUUCAACCACCCGUAAACGGCUCAGUUUAUCAACCCUCGACAACGUACAAUUCUUACACACUGUACGUUUGUGACGUUGGCUACCAUAUUGAGCCAGAGGGAAGAAACAACAGGCUUUGUCAGGCAGAUGGAACGUGGAGCUCAGUGGAUCCCACUUGUGAGCUAACUGAUUGCGGUUCACCUUUGGCCCCAGAGCAAGGUUCUGUUACAUUUACCAGCACCUUGUUUAAUGGUACGGCGGUGUUUGAGUGUGAUAGAGGUUACACUCUCUUUGGCGAAAAAAUGAUUAUGUGUCAGGAUAAUGAAAAAUGGUCUAGCUUAGAACACAACUGCACGAUUAAAGAUUGUGGCAACCGUUUCAACCCAUCAAACGGCCAUUUUACAAGCACUGGAACUCAUUAUGGAGCCUUUGGUGUGUUCACAUGUAUCGAUGGAUAUGAUCUUAAAGGCGACAGUGUUAUAAACUGUUUAGAUAACGGAACAUGGAAUGGAACAACGCCUUUCUGUCAAAUUAGAGAUUGCGGACCACUGUAUAAUCCCGAUGAUGGUAGUGUUAUAUUUUCCAACACAGUGUAUGGUUCUCAAGCAACAUUUGAAUGUAAUGUGGGAUACGAGAUGGUUGGUUCUAGUCAGAUUGUCUGUCUUGGAAAUGCAUCUUGGAGUGAGAGCUCACCUAUUUGUAAAAUAAAGGAUUGUAACCCUCCAUCCGUACCGACGAAUGGCUCGGCAUCAUUUACAACCACAACCUAUCAAUCAGUGUGUGUUUAUUCCUGUGACACUGGUUUCGACCUCAUCGGUGACAACACAUCCAUCUGUCUUCAAGAUGGUAAUUGGAGCAGUCCAUAUGCACAUUGUCAAAUCAAAGAUUGUGGUUUGGUUUUGUCGCCAGAGAAUGGUCAUGCUCAUGUAAACACUACAUACUUCGAAAGUAUAUUGCAGUAUUCCUGUAAUACUGGUUAUGAUUUAAUUGGUGCGCAAAGCCGAGAGUGUUUGUAUAAUGGUACAUGGAGCACAGAAGACCCAUUAUGUACGAUCAGAGAAUGCGGCCAUUUGUUGCAUCCAGUUAAUGGGAUGGUUAGCUACAUUAAUAUGACUUACGGCGCAAAAGCUUUUUACGUUUGCGAAACAGGAUACGAUCUAAUUGGAGACGAUAAAACGGAAUGCUUAAGUAACGGUUCUUGGAGUCAGCUUCCCCCAGUCUGUUCUAUUAAAGACUGUUUUGACCCUCACGAGCCGUCAAAUGGUACAGUGACGUACUUUAGCACCACAUAUGGAUCGCACAGUCAAUACAAAUGCGAUGACGGAUUUGAUUUGAUUGGCGGGUCCUUAUCGACAUGUACAGCACAUGGUAACUGGAGUGAUCCAGCAAUAUUUUGCCAAAUCAAAGACUGUGGUCAUCUGGUAUCGCCGAAUAAUGGGAAUGUGGCAUAUGAAGACACAGAGUUUCAAUCUGUUGCCCAAUACACAUGUGACACCGGUUAUUCCUUGAACGGCAACAAUUUAAGGAUUUGCAACAAAGAUGGAAUAUGGACAGACAGUGUUCCUUAUUGUCAAAUUAAAGACUGUGGUCAACUUUCUGACCCAAGUAACGGUGGAGUUUUUCAGCCAUCGACGACAUAUGGCUCGUAUGCUCUUUACAUUUGUAACAAUGGCUAUCACAUUGAACCAAAAGGCAUGAACUACAGAAUGUGUCAAGCAGAUGGGACAUGGAGUUUCGACCCUCCUGCAUGCGAAUGGACUGACUGCGGUCAGCCAGAAAUUCCCGGAAAUGGAACGGUAGCUUUCAAUUCUACAUCGUUCAAUGCCGUAGCGGAAUUCAUGUGUAAAAGAGGGUAUACAUUGAUAGGCGAACACUUUUCAGUAUGUCAGAAUGACGAAAAAUGGUCGCAUUCUGGUCAAAGAUGUAACAUAAAUGAUUGCAAAGAGCUACCCAAACUAGUACACGGUCAAUUCCUGAGGAACGGAACUACUUACGAAUCAGUUGGAGUAUUUUACUGUGAUGAUGGAUAUGAUCUUAUUGGUGACGAUACGGUUUAUUGUCAAGAUUCUGGUGAAUGGAAUGGUACAACUCCAGUGUGUAGUAUUAAAAAAUGUCCAGUUCCAGGAACCAUAAACAAUGGCCAAGUAAACUUCACUGCUUUUGAGUUCAUGUCGGUCGUUAAGUAUGAAUGUUAUCCUGGAUAUGUGUUAGUCGGGGAUUCAACCCGGACAUGUGAAAGUAGUGGAAACUGGAGUAGUCCACACCCUGUCUGUACAAUAAAAGAUUGUGGACAGCCAUUUAUUCCUACAAACGGAUCUGUCGAAUAUAACACCACCACGUACGGCUCCAAACUGUUGUAUGUCUGUGAUCCGGGUUUCGAUGCUAAUUUUACCGGUUCUUCGCAUUGUACUGAAACAGGAACGUGGAGCAUUUCUAAUAUCCACUGCUUGAUUAAAGAUUGUGGCCCUAUUUCCCCUCCAACAAAUGGAACCGUUGAAAUAUCUGACACUGUGUAUCGUUCUACCGGCAUUUUCAACUGUGACCUUGGUUACACCUUGCACGGUAACAACACGGCGGAAUGUUUAGAAGACGGUCAGUGGAAUUACGGUGGACCUUCUUGUGAAAUUAAGGAUUGCGGAGAGCUAAAUGGUAUACAGAAUGGAUUCGUAACUACGUUUGGUACGACGUUCAUGUCUUUGGCCAAUUACAGUUGCGAUGAAGGAUAUGACCUAAAUGGGUAUGAUGUCAGAGUUUGCUUUCCAAACGCCUCAUGGAGCCACAAUGAUCCACAGUGUGUUCCAACAGAUUGUUACGUUUUGCCAAAUCCGUCCAACGGUGUUGUUAUUGGUGCAAGCCGGCAGUAUGGUGAUAUUGUUACAUUUCAAUGCGAUGCUGGAUUUGACUUGGUUGGUUAUUCUUGGGCAAAAUGUCUAGCUAACAAAUCCUGGAGUAACCAGACUCCAGACUGCGUUGUGAAAGAAUGCGGUCUUCCCGACGAACCAAAGAAUGGAUUUGUUCAAGUAACAUCUACAGUAUUCGGGGGUAGAGGUACAGCAAACUGUAACGUUGGCUACGAACUCUUGGGCAAUCCAGAAGCUGAAUGUACCCAUGAAGGGACUUGGAAAUACACAGUUCCAGAAUGCAGAAUAAAAGAAUGUGGUGUUCUGCCCCCUCUUGCCAACGGCAAUGUCACACUUGAUGGAACAGAAUACGGGUCAUUGGCGUAUGUUGACUGUGAUGAGGGAUUUGAGGUCAUAGAUCCCGUACUAGCAUGUGGAGAUAAUGUAAACUGGAACGGAAGUGUUGGAUGUAAUAUAAAAGAAUGUGGUGCAAUUUCUCCUCCUGAAAAUGGCAUUGUUUCGUAUACCGGAAAAACUUACGGCAGCAAAGCAUUGUUUAACUGCAAUGAUGGAUUUGAUAUGGAUGGAGAUGCUGAGAUGACUUGUUUGGCAGAUGAAUCGUGGUCUUCCGGAAGUGUUAUUUGUACAAUAAAAGACUGUGGUAUUCGCAUGAAUCCAUUUAAUGGGAACGUUACGUAUGUGAACACAACGUAUGGCUCAACUCUACGUUACGCCUGUGAUGAGGGCUAUUUGUUACAAGGUUCUGUGGCCCAGUAUUGCACAAACCAAGGACAAUGGAGUGAUGUACCUGCAAUAUGUGUACUCGCGGAUUGUGGACUACCGAACGAUAUACUCAAUGGCGAAGUUAAAUACAAUGAAACAACGUUUUUAUCCAUUGCAACUUACACAUGCGAAAAUGGGUUCAAAAUAAUUGGUGUUCCUAUGAUUUCUUGCUUUGCUAAUGAAACAUGGAGUUCUCUUCCGAUCUGUGAACAACAGCAUUGUGAGGCUUUGGAAGAUCCGGAAAAUGGUCAAGUUAUAGCAACUUCAACAACAUAUGGUUCUAAGGCAAUUUACUCAUGCAAUCCUGGCUAUGAUCUGCUGGGUAGCCGAUUAGUUGAAUGUAUUGAAAACGAAAUUUGGUCCGAUUCUACACCAAUCUGCAAUCUACGAGAUUGUGGUAAUCUGAUUGACCCAGUAAAUGGGGCAGUUUCACUGACAAACAUAACUGUCGGAAGCGAAGUAGUCUAUUCCUGUGACGAAGGUUUCGAAUUGACUGGAGAACAUAAACUGGUUUGCCUUGAAAAUGGAAUGUGGAAUUCCGACCCACCACUCUGCAAUAUUAAAUCAUGUGAAGAGAUAGAUCUGUUUGAGUUUGGAAACACGCUUGUAUCUGGCCUAACAUACGGUUCGACAGUUGUUUAUUCCUGUAAUAUUGGGUAUCAACUGACGGGGAACAGCCAGAGAACUUGCCUACACACUGGAUCGUGGACAGGAACAACCCCAUCUUGUCAUAUUAAAGACUGUGGAAGAAUUAGCAGACCGAAGCACGGACACGUGGAUGUUGGAGCUUCAACGUAUGGCUCAAAAGCGUUCUUCUCAUGUGACAAUGGUUAUACGUUGAUUGGAGCAGUGACAGCAGUCUGCAGUGCAGAUGGUCGUUGGGAUGAGUCUCAAGCAGAAUGUGUUAUAAAUGACUGCGGCCUAUUAAAAUCACCAACAAAUGGAUCCGUUCUAUUCAGUUCUACUACCUUUGAGUCAAAAGCUACAUUUUUGUGCAAUGAAGGUUUUGAUAUGAUUGGGGAAGAUAUUAUUAUUUGUACGGCGAAUAAGCUAUGGAGUGGCUUUGUCCCUGAAUGUGCUAUCAAAGACUGUGGAAACAUUUCAAAUCCUGACAAUGGAACUAUUUUGUAUAACGGUACAACAUUUUUGUCCCCUGCGUUGUUCUUUUGUGACGAUGGGUUUUUACUGAAUGGAACAAAUAGUAUGGUAUGCACAGCGAAUGGUACUUGGAAUGACUCUUUUCCAAAUUGUGUUAUCAAAGAUUGUGGACAAUUACAUGACCCAGAACAUGGCACUGUAUAUCUAACUGGUACUUUCUAUCUAUCGGAUGCCACUUUCGAAUGCGAAAAGGGGUAUCAAAUCGUUGGGGAAGCGUCUGCGAUAUGCGGAAAUCUUGGUCUAUGGCAACCAGAAAGUCCUGUAUGUCAAAUCAGAGAUUGUGGACAAGUGGAGAAAUUAUCAAAUGGAAAUGUUAUACAGACUGAAGGGACGACAUACGGAGCAAGGGUCUGGUUUACUUGCAACGACGGUUAUACAUUGGCAGGGAAUGACACAAUGGCAUGCCAAUAUACUGGUGAAUGGAACAGCAAGGUGCCGUCCUGUGAAAAAAUAGAAAGCAGUGCUGCUGUAAUGGGCGGAGUAAUCGGAGGAAUUGUAGGACUUGUAUUUGUGAUUGUUACAGUCAUCACAGCUAUGGUUGUUGUGCGAAAGUUCUUCAUGAGCGGAAACACGGGUUUGAACGGAUUGAAAGGGGAUACGCAAAGAUCUUAUCAACAACAAAGAGAUUUUGGGAGCAUUUCGUCAACGAAGAAUCCUUUCCACACUUUGCACAGAGACAGCUGGCUAAGACCACAAUAUGCAAGCGGAUUAGAGCCAAACUUCUUCCAGUCAGCAACCAGAAUGUCUGCGGGAUACGGUAUUCAGGGACCGAGAAUGACAAAUUAAUACGUAUGCAUGUCCUGGCGUAUCGGUAGAACCUUAUGCAAAACAUUGAUUUAAAAAAAUGAUAAAAUUAAAAAUACAGUAUAGGUCAAAGAGAAAAAGAAUACAAAAAAAGGCCUUGCACAACAAUCCGACAAUGCCAUUAAAAUAUAUGGUAAAUGGUCAGACUUCCUAAUGGUCUAAUGAUGGGUUGUAUGUUUUACAGUUAUUUGUUUAAUGGUUUAUUGUUUAAUAUUUUCAGAAAUGUGAACGUUUUCAGACAAAACAAAUUACAGCGAAUCUAGAAACUGCUAUAUUUGAAUAUUGUAUUGUUUUGUUUAGCAUUUUCAUUUUGCUUUAAAACACUCUUUGUUUGUCAAUAUAACAUUUACAAUUUCCAGAUAUAUAUAUUUUGGUCAUAAUGAAAGGGUGGCUCAUACCAAUUAUUAUACAUUGAAAAUAAUACUAGUUAAUAUCAGAAACAAAUUCAUGGCGAGAUUAAAAAGAAGAAAAUUCAGACGAAGUUUAGUAUUUUGUUCAAGUUGUUUUUGUUGUCUUCUGUUUUAAACUUGAAUGAACUGUUUUGCAACGCAUGUAUCAUCAUGUUAUAAACAUUUAUCAUCAUGUUAAAUUGGACCUUUCAAGAUUGCAUUUUACACAAUGCUAAAACGAAGUCGUUUUGUUUGAAAACACUGUAUCCGAAUUGCGUGUAAUAUAUGUAUGUGAAAGUCUAUGGGGUUUUUUAUGAUAUGAUAUUGAUUAGAAGCAUUAUGUUUUUAAGCCCCACUUAUCAAAGCUUGUCAUAGUUAUUUCUAUCCCGUAAAUAUCUAUAUAUGUACAAUAGCGUUAACAAUUAAAUUAUUUAGAGGGCCAGGUACCCAACCAUGGACUUUAAACCUUUGUAGAGCGUUUGUUAAAGUCAACUUCAUAAAUGUAACAUAGUUUAGUACUUUUUCAUCAAAGUUGAUACUAGAGUGAAUAUGGCCGUGCAAUUUAAUUUCUUAAAAACUCUCAAAAACUAUCGAAUAUAUAUUUUAAUCCCGUUCAUUUGAUAUUUAUUUUCACUUUAAACCAUACAUUGAGUUUUAAAAAGAGGUGUUAAACAAAAAAGCUUUAAAUAUGUUACAGUAUUGAACAAAAGGAAUAUAAUGUCGUAAACGAGUGUGUAGUGUAUACAUAUAUGGGAAUGUAUUUAAUAACCAUCUUAGAUUUCUUUUAAUAGUAAGAUUAAAGUAUUUUGAUUGGACAGUAAAAAUAAAUAGCCAAUACACUAAAUGAGGCGUUGGUAAGGACAAGGAUAAGAACAAUACAUACAGGCCUACUUUAUAUGUAAAAGACGAUCAAAACCUACAAACCAAGUAGGCAUUAUUUAAUUAUUGAUUUGACAAAACAUUUCUAUGCAAGUUGAAAUGGUUUUGUGAAUAAUAUUAUUAAUAUCAGAUAAGCUUGAUUUAAUGUUAUACUUUGUAUUGUUAAAGUUUGAUAGCUAAGUAAUGUUGUAAUAUUGACACAUUUUAUCAUUAUAACAUGCUACCUUGAAUGCAUGUUUGGUUAUUGUUGUUAUAGUAAGAGUUUGCUGUUUCGAUUUUCAAUAAAGUUUGUUGUUGUUA
Mya arenaria is the source of this 10895-nucleotide messenger RNA. RefSeq names its product sushi, von Willebrand factor type A, EGF and pentraxin domain-containing protein 1-like. The coding region runs from base 61 to 9309 and encodes 3082 amino acids. The transcript has 58 exons. NCBI's taxonomy places the organism in Eukaryota, Metazoa, Mollusca, Bivalvia, Myida, Myidae. Gene Ontology annotation, cellular component: membrane. The record is from RefSeq and is a predicted model, not a curated record. Gene Ontology annotation, molecular function: G protein-coupled receptor activity.